GCCUCUUCGCUCCUCUGGCCUCAACAUACUCAACGCCCCGAAGCUCCAAGUCACAUUGACUAAUGAGCCUAAGUUGGUCCCUGCAGCCGAUGCGCCAGAUUUGGCCGCACACAAGAUAUUUACAGAUCACAUGGUCCGCGCACGAUGGUCUGCAGUAUCAGGGUGGGCGACACCGGAGAUAGUACCUCAUGGGCCUCUCGUACUGCAGCCAUCCGCGAGUGUCUUCAUUACGCCACAUCGUGUUUUGAAGCCAUGAAGGCCUACCGGGGUUAUAAUGGAAAGCUGCGUCUAUUCCGUCCUCGCCAUAACUGUGCUCGGAUGCUGGCAUCUGCCAUCAGGUUUUGUGGCUGUUUGGGUCUGAUGGCUAGGUCACAGAAGCUGGUUCAACGAACUUCUUUGUAGACUGGACAACAACAGAAGGACAAUCACAGAUGAUCACACCACCAUUGGACGAGCACACCAUUCUGCCCGGUGUUACAAGGCAGACCGUUCUCGAUAUGGCCCGU
Messenger RNA from Aspergillus alliaceus, 506 nucleotides. RefSeq lists its product as uncharacterized. The transcript has a single exon. Gene Ontology annotation, cellular component: mitochondrion. Bases 145 to 402 code for a protein of 85 amino acids. The record is from RefSeq and is a predicted model, not a curated record. Gene Ontology annotation, molecular function: branched-chain-amino-acid:2-oxoglutarate transaminase activity. Gene Ontology annotation, biological process: L-leucine biosynthetic process; L-valine biosynthetic process. Lineage: Eukaryota; Fungi; Ascomycota; Eurotiomycetes; Eurotiales; Aspergillaceae.